GCCCUCUUCUAAAACUUAACAUAUAUCUACACACGCUUUUACAAAAGAAAAUGUGUAUGGAUCACCUGUGUACAUAAUGAAGCCAAUACUCGCCUGGUGGAUACUUUCUUGUCUGAUAAGCCAGGUGUAUUUACACCUUACAAUGCAAGAUAUUGCACUCUUGGCUACAGAUAAGGAUCCAAAAUGUUUUACAAGGGAUUUAGAAACCUUCACUUGCUUUUGGGAAGCGCCUGUGGGAAAAUCAUUUUAUUUUUUCUAUAUCAUUGAUGGCCAAGAAGAAAUAAGGUGUGAUGUGAAACAACAGCUUUUUAAUGAGGAGCGAAAGAAGGUCCUAAAUAUUUGCGUCUUCCCACCUAGUGAUGUGUAUAUGUUUGUUGAGACACAGAUAAGAGUGAUCGAUAACGACACCAAUGCAACUGUCUAUACUCGCAAUGUCAAUGUGAAUGACCAGGUUAUAUGGUAUCCUCCCACAAAUAUAUCUCUUCAUCCAACUGGUGAGGUUGGGCAGAUGUUAGUUAAAUGGAAAUCACCUGAAGAACUGAGGGGAAAUUCGCAGUAUGAAAUUCGUUACCAUCCUAAAAUCAAACAGAAUAGCACAGAACUGGUGUCAGGUUCCUCCCAUAAGCUCACUUCCUUGGUUGCAGGAGAGAACUGCACCUUGCAAAUGAGAGUCAAGCCCAAUGGCCUUGGUCUACAUGGGUUUUGGAGUGAGUGGUCAAGUAAUGUAACUGCUAUGGUUCCACAGUCAACAGAUGACAUAAAUUUGCGGUGCCACACUCCUGAUCUGCAUCAAUUAUUAUGCAAAUGGAGUAACAACACAUAUGACGGCAGAUACAACCUCCAUUACAGACAAACAAACAGAAGUUCAUGGGGCAGUUGGAAGUUGUGUUCAGUAGAGCAUAACAAUAUUAGCCAGUGCAUCCUGUAUGGGGAGGAGUCCACCGUUUAUCAGAUUUAUCUCAGCGCUGAUUUGGAACCAUAUGGUCGAAUCUUUUACAUGAAGACGUUUAGUAUGAACAGCAGCGUCCAAACAGAUCCUCCAAGAAGACUGUGGGUACAAACUGAAGGAGGAAGGCUUUGUUUGAGUUGGGAACCACCACUUAUAAUGAUCGCUCAAUAUCUAAUGUAUCAGAUCCAGUAUCAGCUCCAGGGAGACAAUGAGUGGAAGAUAUUCACCGUAUCCAGUUCCAAGAACAGCACAUGUUUGGAUGUGCAACAGGGGAGCCAAUACAGCAUCCAGGUCAAAGCACGACCUGAUGGAUCGAUCUACAGGGGAUACUGGAGUGACUGGUCAGAACCUCUUACUGCUCACCUACCUUCAGGCAAAGAGUGGUUCUUCAUCAUCUGUGUGCCACUGGCUUUAAUCAUCAUUGCUUUUGCGAUCAUCUUCUUGUUCUCCAGAUACUUUAGCAAAAUCAAGCAGUCUCUGUGGCCAUCAGUCCCAAACCUAAACAAGGUUUUGGAAAGCUUUCUGACAGAUAUGAAUGGAUCAAACUGGGAGCCAACAUUCAACAUCAAGCAAUGUGAAGAUGACACUUGCACAUCGGUGGUGGAGAUUCUGUCAGAAGCUACGGUUACAGGAAAACCAUGCAAGGGGUCCACCAGUCUAUCGGUCCCUGAGCGAGGCUUUUUAAUUGUUGAUAAAAAUGGGGAGAGUUUUGUGGAGGAUCUGGAGAUUGCUCAAGAUUAUGUGAUUUUAAAAAACAACGAUACAAUCUCAUGCUUUAAGGGGAAUGACUAUAUCUACAGAGAUGUUGCUUUCACUCAUCUGGCUGUUGACAAACUAAACUGCUGCACUGAUAUCCAUCAUACCACUCUUCCAGAAUGCACCACCAACAUCCUCAACCAUUCCUAUCUUCUUCUGGCAGAACAGCCUGAGCAUCAAGAAUAUCACUCGGCGUGUCGCUACACAAACAUGGAGAUUACAGCGAUGGCUUGUGUAGGAAGCGGAGAGUGAGAAUGGUUUCAUUUGUGAUCAACUUAAGCAUUCAUUUGUACAUUAUGUACAUUUUGUACAUAGUUUUUGGUUAUGACUGACCCACAAAUUCAAAAAAACGUCAACUACUGCAGGUAGCGGCAGAAGUCUGGACUUGUACAGGACUUUGACCAUACAGAGCACUGUUAUGAUGACAGUAUCACAAGUAAUAGGUCAAGUACAGUAUGUAAGGAAUAAUUGAUGACGGGCCAUUGAAUUAUAAGAAAAUAAUGCACACCCAAGGUGCAAUGCGGCACGACGCGAAGCACCGCGGGUGUGCAUUAUUUUUAAAUAAUUCAAAGGACCGAAGUCAAUUAUUCCUCUUAUACCACGGUAACCACAAACAUUGCUCUGGUGCCUAUUUUUAAGACAUUUGACAAGUUAGGUGUGCGGUUAUCAGAAAUUAAUGCAUACCCACAGAACAUUUCUCAGCCAAUCAGAAUACAGCAUUCAACAGACCCGUGGUAUAAGUGGACAUUAUAAGUACAUUUGAGAUACAGGGUCCCAUUUAUAAAAUGCCUUACAAACGACAUUAAAUAGUACCUGUCAAUAUUUAAAUCCUUUAAGCAGCAAAAAUGGCUUAUUUUCCAAAAUCCGACAGUAAUCGGAGAAGCAAAAAUGCGUAUGUUUGCUCAGACCCUCACGUGAUGCUAAAGCAUUUUGUACGUCAAAAAGAUGCUUGCGCACGCGCUUUAUAAAUGAGGCCCCUGGUGUGUGAAACCCAUAUAAAGUAUUUUUGUUUUUUCUGUUUCCACAUAAAAUCAUGUAAACAUUGUAAGAAUAUAACCUUGAUAUCUUUAAUAUUGACUGAGUAAAUCCAUGGCUAACAUUAAACUCAAUGUGAGAUCAAUGAUUGAAAUCAAUCAGGGUAUCUUCCAUUCAUUCCAUAUCCGGUUUCAAAUCAAAAACGGAAAACAAAGAAACAAAUCGUAUUUUCAUUUAUCGUUUCUAUUCAUAAA
Messenger RNA from Misgurnus anguillicaudatus (oriental weatherfish), 2934 nucleotides. It is a transcript of the gene mpl, whose product is annotated as MPL proto-oncogene, thrombopoietin receptor. Gene Ontology annotation, cellular component: external side of plasma membrane. The record is from RefSeq and is a predicted model, not a curated record. Gene Ontology annotation, biological process: cytokine-mediated signaling pathway. Lineage: Eukaryota; Metazoa; Chordata; Actinopteri; Cypriniformes; Cobitidae. Gene Ontology annotation, molecular function: cytokine receptor activity; protein binding.